AUGUACCCAAGCAACAAUGCCAUUUACAUUUCAAGAAUUGCGCAGCGCGCUCUCUGCAGGCCAUCUGAGGAGCAAAUCGAGCCGACCCAGACUGUCCGUCAGUCAUCAUCGGACUUGGAUGCCGAACCGAGCCCAUGGAGUUGUUUGGGGACCCAUUAUCCCUCAAAAGUCCAAACGACCAAGGAUCGUUCGGAAGUUGCUAGAGAAGCGGCAGCGUCUAUCGAUAAAAGGCUUCCUGGACUCUUCAGACUGUUUUCUCACGGAAAGGAGAGACUCCCGCGGGAGGCCAGAGCAGCAAAUGAGUCAAUUGCCCCGAUACCGAUGAUCGUCCAAGAAGAGUGGGCAAAAAUGUGGGCAGACAUGCACAAGCAAGCGCUGGUAGUUUCGGCAAUUUUUGAGAAGCAAAAUGAGGAAUUGCGCAAGAUAGGAAGAGCAUACAAGGAUGAAGUUAGGGAAGUAGGUGAAGAAAUAGAUAUCUCACUCGUGUUUGCUAGAAAGGAAGUUUUCCAGGAAGGAAUGAGAUUGUUCGCUUCAGUGACGGGCUUGAAGCGCAGAGAAAGAAGACUUGGGACAAGCGUGAAUGGAUCGAUGGACGGGUCUAUGUAUGUCGAUUUCGCAAUGUUGCUGCCACAGUAUAACCUGCCGGUCGAGACCAAAUCCAUCGAGACGACCCAAACGGACGCUUCCUACUCAAAAGAGGUUGAGCAUCAUCAGCCCAUGCCAGCACCAACAUGGGCACUCCCUCUCUGCGGUCCUCUAUUCAACAAAUUUUCACCCAAAAACGGUACGCAAAACACGACGAGCCACAACAACCUCAAGUCCACAUCAACUCUCUGCGCGCCCUGUGUCCCCGAGAAGGACGAUUUCAUUAUCAUCGACCCACCUACCACAGAAGAUGCACCAGAGGCAGAUUCAUUACAUGCUAAGGAGCCCCUGUGCGACUUUGAGAUCCAGAACGAACCAGGAAGGAGAAAGUUCGUGAUGUACUUGACGGAAGACAUUGACGAGGCUAUUAACGCCGAGGGAAUGAUGCUUAUCGCGAGCCUUUUGGGGACUCUGAGGAACGGCGUGGUGGGGGAUGCCCCCAUCAAUUAUUCGACCCGGCGCUCGGCGAACUUGAUCAAGAUUAGAGCCGCGAGGUGGGCGGAUGAAGUGGGUAAGGAAGCGGACAAGUUGCUCAAGAAGGAGGCUGUCAAGGUAGCGAGGAUUCGGAGAAAAGCACAGGAGAACAAGGAGGUAAAUGGUGAGGAGGCGGAUAGUAACGAUGUCAAAUAGAAGGAAGGGGUUGUUCGAAAACGGUUUCUGAGAGAGGGUGCUCAAAGGUAUUUGAAAUGCUGGAGGUUGAGGAUGGAUGUUUUGCAUGGAAGGUCAGGUUGUUUUGGGUAUUGUAUCUCCAGGAGGCAAUUCCUAUCUAGGUAUGCGCGGAACAAAUUCCGAGUAGGGCGUGGAAAUCGGCGCAGUCAUUAUUUUAGUUUCUUAUGCUAUUCCCAGCUGCAUACAUGACAACUACAGCUUCUGG
Molecule: messenger RNA, 1519 nt
Organism: Neurospora tetrasperma FGSC 2508
Lineage: Eukaryota; Fungi; Ascomycota; Sordariomycetes; Sordariales; Sordariaceae
Exons: 5
Coding region: 1-1275 (424 amino acids)
Source: RefSeq, a predicted model, not a curated record